Lucilia sericata (common green bottle fly) is the source of this 2986-nucleotide messenger RNA. It is a transcript of the gene rl, whose product is annotated as mitogen-activated protein kinase ERK-A. Lineage: Eukaryota; Metazoa; Arthropoda; Insecta; Diptera; Calliphoridae. Gene Ontology annotation, biological process: protein phosphorylation; intracellular signal transduction. The record is from RefSeq and is a predicted model, not a curated record. Gene Ontology annotation, molecular function: MAP kinase activity; ATP binding. Bases 1342 to 2523 code for a protein of 393 amino acids. The transcript has 8 exons. Gene Ontology annotation, cellular component: cytoplasm; nucleus.
UCGUAUAAUAAAAGUCAAAUUUCACGAGCAGACGCAGCAGAACAGGAAUGUAUCUAGUGACAAAAAUUGUGUUAAUUUUGCGACCAAAGUGCACACACAUAGAUAGAAAUUAUAAAUUGUUUGCAAAAUUUUUAAUUGUGUUAAUUGCCAAAAAUAAUAAAUAAAAUCAACAAUUUAAAACAAAUAAAUUUAACAAAUUGCCUUAAAUAGCUGUCACCUCAGUUGUGCGAACAUACAUAUUUAAACAAAAAAGUCAAAAUUUGUUAAAACAUUGAAUAUUUUAAUACAAAAAAGUUAAUGAGAACGAAAGUUGAAAGAAAGAAAAAGAACAACAGGAAUAACAACUCUAAAAAGAAAACGAAUAACAACAGCAACAAUAAUAGCAAGAAGAAGAAAAACAGCAAAUAAAAAACACUACGGCUGUAUUGUUAUAAAAUAACGAGAAAAAAUAGAAAGCAAAGAGAACAAAAAGAAAGAAAGGAAUAACAGAGGCAAAAGCAAAUAAGGAAGAAGCAGCAAUCAACGAAUCAAACCAGCCAACAACAAACAAACGAAACUGCAAACAACAACCAGCAACAUUUUAAGGCUUCACUCAAAAAAGUUGAGGGUGUUGCCUGUAUUAUAGACUUAAUUGGUUUGUCAUUUAUAAUCUGUUUGCAACUCGAGGUGAAAGAAUCUAAACAAACAGAAAGAAUAAUCCACAUAUUGUUUUAGAAUAUUUGUUGCAACAAUUCCAUAAUCGGCAACCACCUACCAACAACUUUUAUUUUCCAAUCGAGUGUAUGCGUGUACAAAAUUUUUACCAACAACACCACUAAAAACCAUAAAGGAAACCAACAAAUUGUGUAUGCGUGCGUUUGAACGCGUGUGUAUAUUGUAUGCGCUGUUUUGCUAACGUCGCCGUUGCUGCCGUCGUCGUUGUAUUGUUGUAGUGUAGAUCUCGUUACCGUAACCUAAGAAUAGAAGCGAAAAAUUGUCAAAAGAUACCUGUUGUUGGUACUACGCUAGGCGUUACCCAUAAGUUUCUAUAUAUUCCUUUUUGGGACUUUUUUCUCUCUCACAUUUUCUCUACUUCGUUGCUUCUUCAUCAUACAAAAAAAAGUAAAAAAAAAACAAUUUGCCAGAAGAAGUGAAAAAAUCACUUUUUAAACAGACAGGCAGAAUCAAACAUCUUAAUAUUGAUUUGCUGUCACUGGUUGUUGCUCUUUUUUCUGUUUGUUUCCAAAGAAACAUUACAGGAAUAGUCAAUCAGUUCGUCAACACAUUGCUGUCAAACAAUUUCAAUAAAAAUUAUCUUAUUGAGUGUUGUCUGCAUAGAAAUCUGUGGUAGUGAGUUCAGCUAUGGCCGAGGCAGCAGCUAGUGCACCAACUGCAGCAGGUGGUUCCAGUCAGCCACAGCAACAACAACCCAAUAAUAAUGGUGCUACUGCACCCAUAGUGCAUUCGGAUAAUCCAAAUGCCGAAGUAAUUCGUGGUCAGAUUUUCGAAGUUGGUCCACGCUAUCGUCAUUUGGCCUAUAUUGGUGAAGGUGCCUAUGGUAUGGUGGUAUCUGCCUGUGAUACACUAACAAAUACAAAGGUGGCGAUUAAAAAAAUAUCACCUUUUGAACAUCAAACUUAUUGUCAGCGUACGUUGCGUGAAAUCAAAAUUCUAACUCGUUUUAAACAUGAAAAUAUCAUUGAUAUACGUGAUAUUCUGCGUGUGGACAGUAUAGAACAAAUGCGUGAUGUAUAUAUUGUACAGUGUUUAAUGGAGACUGAUCUAUAUAAAUUACUUAAAACUCAGAGGCUAAGCAAUGAUCACAUCUGCUAUUUUCUAUAUCAAAUAUUGCGCGGUUUAAAAUACAUACACUCGGCCAAUGUAUUGCAUAGAGAUUUGAAACCAAGCAAUUUAUUAUUAAAUACAACGUGCGAUUUGAAAAUAUGCGAUUUUGGUUUGGCACGUGUUGCUGAUCCCGAACACGAUCACACUGGUUUUCUUACCGAAUAUGUGGCCACACGUUGGUAUCGUGCACCAGAAAUUAUGCUCAACUCAAAGGGCUAUACCAAAUCGAUAGAUAUUUGGUCAGUAGGCUGCAUUUUAGCAGAAAUGCUUAGCAAUAGACCUAUUUUCCCAGGCAAACAUUAUUUAGAUCAAUUAAAUCACAUAUUAGGUGUAUUAGGAUCUCCCUCUAAAGAGGAUCUAGAGUGUAUUAUAAAUGAAAAGGCCCGCAAUUAUUUGGAGUCAUUACCAUUUAAACCAAAAGUGCCAUGGUCAAGGCUAUUCCCCAAUGCUGAUCCAUUGGCUUUAGAUUUACUGGGCAAAAUGUUGACAUUCAAUCCCCACAAUAGAAUACCCGUUGAAGAAGCAUUAGCGCAUCCUUAUUUGGAACAGUAUUACGAUCCCGGAGAUGAGCCUGUUGCUGAAGUACCCUUCCGAAUUGGCAUGGAACUCGACGAUCUUCCAAGAGAAACAUUAAAAACAUUAAUUUUCGAAGAAACUCUCAAGUUCAAAGAACGACAACCAGAUCAACAAGCCGUAUAAAGUUCUCACACGUAAGACUUUUAUCAGGAGCCCAGAGAAAAAAACAAAUAUUACAAAAGCAACAACAACACAAAACAAAAAAAAAAAAACAACGUAACCUGCAUUUUUAAUUUAUACAUACAACAAACAAACAUUACACACUCUAUUCGUUUUACUACAUGGUGUUUUAUCAAUCACCAUCAUUGCAAUCACUUCUAUCAUACGCGUUCCAUAUUUUUGAAAAAUUAAAAUCAAACAAAAAAUAAAUAUUAUUGUUACUGUGCUAAUAAUGAAUGAUAAACACGUUGAUGAUGAGAAGUGAGGGAAAAAACGUUGUAGAUGAUGAGAAUUGUUGUCAGUCACUGCGUGAGUGCUCCAAUUGCUGUUGAUGCUGCUGCUACUGAAAAUGUUUUAAAAAUUUAGUGCUUCACCAUCAUUGUGAUCUUAAACAUAUACAAAAACAAAACAAACAAACAAAAAAACA